AUGCACGUUUACGUCCACAGCGCCAAUCCCUGGCUUGACGAUCACAUCAAAGCCUGCAUCAAACAACACGUCAAUGAUGCAAUCUUCUACGACGACUUCCACCAGAUCCCCGAAAACGCUGAAACAGUCUUCCAACUUCUCAAUGGCUGGGAAUUGAAUCAUCACUUCGCGGUCCUGAACAGGGCGAAGCACGGUCUUCUCAACGCGUAUCCCAACAGCGACGCUCUCGCGCGAAAGGAUCAUAUGGCCAAGGUAGUGGAUUAUUGGGUUACGAAACGGCCUGAUAGUAUCCUCAAGGGUCAUAGUCCAGCGACAGUGCAGCUGUCGCUGGAUUAUGCCGAGUAUGUGGAGGACGCGCUAGCUGCGGCUGAUGAUCUAACGUUGCUUUACUCAUUGGAGGAUAACGAGAGUAAAGACCCUUCUGAACGAGAUUGGUGGAUUCUGAAACCGGCUAUGAUUGACUGUGGUCAUGGAAUUCGAAUCUUCAGUACCAUUGAUGAGUUGGCUGAUAAUCUUGAACUCGCCGCCGAUAUCUCAGAAGAAGAAGAGGAAGAGGAGGAAGAAGUCGUGAAGGCGAAAGACGAAAGCGAUACAGACUCAGAUGGUUUUCACCCAAGUCUCUCAGCACCAGGUCUCAACUCCCUAGACGCCCUCAUCACAGCAACCGGCAAACUUUCCAUGAAGCAAGACAUAAGCGACGCCGAAAAGAUCCAAAAUCUCACCAUUGGCGAAAACGAACGUAUUCCGUCCGCUCUGCUAAGAGAAUUCGUCGCUCAACAAUACAUUGUUUCUAUCCCACCCAUUGACGGAAGAAAAUGGCACGUUCGCGCUUACGUUCUUUCUGUCGGGCGUCUAAAGGUUCAUGUCUUUAACGAGAUGCUCGCCUUGCUAGCGUUGGAUGAUUAUGAGCCACCAUGGAAGAACCCAAGUUUGAAAUCUUCUUUGACGAACACCGCUCUCCAAGACGAAGAAGAGUUCACAAGCAAAGAAUCAAUGCGGGAUUUCUGGAAGAUCGACGAUACUUUACUACCCGGGGAUUGGAAGACAAACGUGUUCAACCAAGCCUGCCAAAUCUCCUCCGAACUUCUCCUAGCCGCCGCAUCAACAAUGGCCGACAAAUUCACACCCCUAGAUAAAUGCUACGAGCUCUUUGCAAUUGAUUGUCUGGUUGAUACGAAAGGGACGGCGUGGUUGUUAGAGGUUAAUGAGACGCCUGCUUUUUAUGAGCAGGGGUAUGCGGGGGAGUUGGCGGAGAGGCUUAUGGAGAGUGUUGUUGCUGUUACGUUGGAGCAUUUGGGGGUUGGUGAGGGUAUUCAAAAUGGGGAAGCGAGGGGGAGGAUGGUGGAGGUUUUGGAUGCGGGUGAGUUGUUGGGGAAGAGUAAUAUUACGGAGAUUCUACCGGGUGCCUUAUAG
Fusarium coffeatum is the source of this 1413-nucleotide messenger RNA. RefSeq lists its product as uncharacterized. Gene Ontology annotation, cellular component: P-body. Bases 1 to 1413 code for a protein of 470 amino acids. The transcript has a single exon. Gene Ontology annotation, biological process: protein modification process. The record is from RefSeq and is a predicted model, not a curated record. NCBI's taxonomy places the organism in Eukaryota, Fungi, Ascomycota, Sordariomycetes, Hypocreales, Nectriaceae.